AACCAUUUGAACCAUUUGAACCAAUCUACCCAUUUCUUCUGAACAAAUUUACUCCGGGUAUUUUAAAUGUAGUGCUACGAUGUCAAUAACGGGUCCUUCAUUUGAGAAUCUCGACAAGUCAAAGGGGUUAUGGAGAGCAGCCUAUGUUCUAAUAAAAAAGUUGGACACUGUUUACCAUGGUGGAAAGGCGAUUAAAACUGUCUUCAGUUAUGAGGCUUAUGGGCAUAGGUUAAGACUAAAGGAACUUCUUCAAAAGCUGAUGUUUAUGGAUUUAAGCACGAAUUUUAGAAGAACUGAGGAGCUUAUUUGGCGCAAAGCAUUUUACGAACCUUAUUUCCUGUAUAAAGUUUAUGUUAAGAACAAUGAUCAACAAGAUCGUGUCAAGUUGUUUGAAAACAUGCUUACCGUUCAUAUCCUCAGUGCUAUAGGAUACUACCAGUCUCUAAUUUUAGCUUUCCAAUCAGAGUUAGGAGAUGCACAACCUAAUAACUUAUGUUCAUGGAUCCCGAUAGCGUUGCAUAUCCCUCUUUACUGUGGAGUGUUCUUUGAGUUUGAGGAAAAGCAUAAUCCGUCUGUGGAGAAUAAGUCUGCAAUUAUCAAGUUGAUGCACAAAUGUUUGACAAAUAUCGGAGACCUAUUUCGAUACUUAAUUGAUUUUGGGGAUUCUAACGCUAAGCGACUUGCUUAUCGAUAUUACAAAGCGGCUUUUUACUUCGAUCCUCUUAUGGGACUGCCUCACAAUCAAUUGGGUAUUUUAGAUGUUGGACGUUGCUACGGCCUAAAUGCUAUUUUCCAUUAUUUACGUUGCUUAACAUCCCGUUCGCCUUUUGAGGGUGCUAAAGGAAAUCUCAUCACUGUAUUGGCUAAAAAUGAGCUUCGUUAUAGUACGAUUAUUCGCGAAAAGCCGUCUAAAAGUUCACGCAUUCGAUAUGCUUCUUAUUUCAGACCAAAAGAUUUCCGGAAGACUAUCAUGAAAUUCAUCUACCUAAUUCAACAGUUCCUGAAACCUGUAGAAUCCAGGGAUCCAGCAACAGAAAAUAUUUUUCAUGAUAUACUUGCAGAACUACACUCCUCAUUACUACUUACUGAUCAUUUAACUGUAAAAUCUGAAAGUAUCACUCAUUCAGAACAUACCAAUACCAAGUAUUUAAAAACUGGCGAAGUACAUCAAGAAAAACCAGAUCGUGUAGAGGAAACAUCUGAUCAGUUGACAGGACCUAUUUUUAUUAGAAUGCUCCUUAUUUCUAUACUUACUUAUGAGUAUAUACACCAGCUUAAAUUAGAACAAGAUCUCAGCAAACCAAGUGGAAAAAAAUCAGAUGAAAAUUCAAAUAUAGAGAGUCAUUCUCCUCAAGAAGCUGAAAGCACUUCAGCCUCUACUGGCUUGAUGACUAGUGAAGAAGAAAAAGUCAUUCAGACUGAUUCUUCCGAUAAUUGUUCAUCUGCAGUGGCUAAUAAAUGUGAAUCAUCUUCAGGCACGGCUAUACCUGAUCUUUAUGAACCGUUAUCAUUCGCUUUAAGCAUCGGAGAACUCUAUUUAACACAUGUAUGUAGACAAAUCUACUGUCGUCUAGGUCAGUUCAUGGAAGACCCUAAGGGAAAACCAAAUAAUUCAGUAUGUUCCGAUCCAUCUAAUCUUUCAGAAAAUCCGAAUUGCAACCAUAUUCCAAGUGACCAGCCACUACUCAGUAAUGUUUCGUCAACCGAACACCCUGAAGCUAUAUCAGAACUUGUCAAUCCUGACGAUGAAUUAGACGAUUCUGGUGAUAUUAAAUGUACAAGGACUAACUCACACGAAAGUAUGCACAGUACUACAGAUAACGAUGAGGACGAUGAAGGUCAUACAAGACUACGAUUUCGUAGAUACUCUUCAGAUGAAGAUUCAGAACAUGAGUUCGUAGAAAGGGGAACUGACGAAAAUGAUAACGAUUCAGAUACAGAUUUUUGGGGUUCUGAUGACUCUAGUUUAUUGCAUUCACAAGAUGAGAUUAAUUCUACCGGUACACCAUCAGACGAUGAUCUUGAUAUUUUAUCUGAUGAUCGGUUGAGGCGUGCUUCCAAACUGAACCGAAUGGGGUCUCAACGAGAUGCAAAACAAUUAAAAACGAAUGAUUCGUCAAAAUAUCUUCCAGAAUCCCGUUCAGUAAGUAAGGAUGUAAGAAGUACACUGACUUGUAUUUCAGAGGAGGAAGCGAUACAAGAAGGCAAGACGGAGAAAGUAGAAGUUCCUUCACUGGUUUCUCAAUCAUCUUCAGACAAUGCUAAGGAAUCAGUACAUCAUGAUUCUACUGUUGAUUCUGUGGAGAAAAAUAUAUGUCACUCUUCAAAAUGUCAUUCAGAUUCUAUUAAAGAGAAUUUAUCAGAUUAUCCUUCUGUUCAAUUUGACAAAAAUUCUUAUGACUCAAAUACAGAUAUAACAACACGUAUUAGUCUAUUUAGUCGACUUUAUUUAUUUUCUGCUGUCAAAUUGUUUUUGGAUUGGCUUUCAAGUUCACAAUUUCAACACUUAAAUUUAUCUUUUUUUCAAAAUAUCAAUUCCACAUUAACAGAUAAUACAAUUAAUAAGUCACAGAAACCUAGUAGAGCUAGUAUUAUUUGGCAGGCAUCUGUAGAAAAAUUCGUAUCACAACUAAUCCCAUUGUUAAAUAGUAUUCAUCCAAUAUUCGAUCAAAUGUCUCAUGAAAUAUUGUGCAAAAAUGUAACCAACACGUCAAAAUCAUGUGAGAUUAGUCAUUUUGAUGAAAACGAACAGUUACGUGUGGAUUCAUGUACUCACUUGACUGAAUCAAAUACCGAUGAUAAAACUAAGUUCAACAUCGUUCAUCAUUUAUCACAUGAUGUUUACCGGACAAUAGAAAAACUGUUUUCUCAACAAAUUCCCAAUUCAAAUAAGUUUCCUGUUGAAGAACAAAAUGGAUCAGGGAAAAAUCUUACAAAAGAAACUAUAAUCCAUAAUGAUGAAAAAUCCAAAAUUUAUCCUCUUCCUGAAGAUUGGUUAUUACUUGGCUUACCAUCAAUGAAUUGUAUUCAUGAAAAAAUCGAUUUUCAUAAUGGAUGCAUAUCACCGUCAUUAAAUGAAAUAGACGAAACCGUACUUCGGUGCACCUCCCUUACGUUUCAUGGGUGCAGUUUAGCAUCAUACAGUGGUCAAUUGAGUUUAUAUGUUACACAUAAUUCUACUGGAAAUGGUCAUCGACCUUUUAAGUGUGAUAUACCAUUAACUAAUGUUGCUUGUUUAUCCUCUUCCAAUAAUUCUAAUUGGCAACAUUCGAGCCGACGGAGACGUCGUGGUCGUCGAUAUCAGUUCUAUCCUGGCUAUGGAACAUGUGAUCGUUACAGUUCUUCCUGUCCCAAUACUGGUUAUCAACAUAACAGAACUGAUCCUCGUAAUACAUGUGUACCUCAUAGAGGUCACUCCUAUCGGGAACAUGCUAGAUAUUCAGGCUCGGCUAAAGGACACAAGUCAUAUUAUGAUUCCAGACAUCGUAACAGACACUCACAACAAGCGGAUCAUCAUCAUAACGAUUGGGAUACAAUAGAGUCUGUUCAACAUUUAGAAGUUUCACAAUCUGAUGUUCCUCAAUCUGUCUCCAAAAGUAAUGCACAAAGAUCUGAUUCAUCUUCAGUGGUUAAAUGUGAUACAGAAUUAUCUGAUAAACCUCAAAUUAAUUCAACAGAAACUGACCAGUCACGUCGAGAUCAAGCUAUGCGAGAUAUGGCUCGUCUUCGGCUACUCAAUGAAGUGGAUCAAUUAGAACGUCAAUUUCGUAAUCAAUCACCUCUUUCAUCCACUAAAAGAAGCACUAGUACUGAGUCUUCCAUGCAGAACUCAGAUUCAAAUAUUCAGAAUAAAAACUUGGAAUUUGAUAUUAACAAAAGCUUUUUGUCACCUUUUCUUGUCAUAGAUGCUUACUGCUUAACCAGCCAUUUACCCAUGGUCAAACAAUUAGUCAGUUCUAAUCGUUUCAUUUUAAUCAUACCACAAGCAGUUAUUUCCCAUUUGGAUUACUUGAAGAAAACAAUGGCAUCCGCUAGAGUAGCGAUACGAUAUCUGGAACAUGAAGCUCACGGUGGCAACCGUUAUCUGCGGUUACAAAAACCAGAUGAACAGCCGAAUCGACCCAUUGAACUUCAUCGUCAAGACGCCGUACAUAACGAUGCUCAAGAUUUGAUAACCGAUACGGAAGAAGAGGAACCUAAAGUAUCCACCAACCAAAGCUUAAAUCUUCGUGUUGUAAGAAGAUGGGUUAAUAUCCUGGAUUGUGCAUCUUACUUUGCACAGACACUCAAAGAUUCAAACAAAUCAUCUGAUUUAACAUCUGUAAACAAAAACUCUUUGCUAAAACAAGCUACCAGUUCAGAUGAACAGGAUAUCAAUGACCUCCUAUAUUCGCUUAAUAUUUCACCUCCAUAUGUUGAUCUACUAAAUAAAGAAUGCAUUACAAAUGAAUUGAAUGAGUUGUCACUUACUAAAACAGCACCUGUGACCAUUCUGAUUGGAUUUAGAAAUACAUCCAUCGACGAUACAAUAGUCCCUCAAGACUUUUUAAAGCUUGCACUAAAUCAUGGCGUACGGUUAGAAUCGAUUCGCUCCUUUAUUCAACGUUGGAAAGCAAUCAAAACAUGAUAAGAAUAAUGAAAAACGUAUUUAUAUAUAUUCAACUGAUAUGUAUCAAUCAAGUUUAUGUAAUGGCUGCAUAAAACAAACAAGAUAAGCAAAAACUUAUCAACUGCAAUGUAUAUUCCCUUCCCGUAAAUCGAUGGAAUUAUUGCUACACACAGAAUUCCAAACUAGAAAGUAAAAACAUUUACUCAACAUGUGCUACGGUAAUCAUUCUCCACUUUAAUAAUCACCAUCGCUUUUACUCCGUUAUCUCCAAAACGAGUUAUUUUCGUUUUUCAUAGUCUUUGCUAUUGCUGUCUUUUCCAACUUAUUUAGUCAUGUUGUGCAACUUAUUUUUAUAAUUAUGAAUUACUAGCUACUUUCUGGAACAUUCUUGAUUGAUCUUUCUGUUGUGAAUUUAUGUCCGGCUUUUUAGCACGUGAUUUAUUCACCAAUCAAAAUACGACCUAUCCAAUCUUACCACUGUGUCAAACCAAUGACGUUUGACCGACAUAAGCAGCCUAGCGUCCUUAUUAGUCCCUUUGUCUGUCUAGCCCUUCCAGUUGAGUCCAGAACACCAAUAA
Schistosoma rodhaini is the source of this 5187-nucleotide messenger RNA. Lineage: Eukaryota; Metazoa; Platyhelminthes; Trematoda; Strigeidida; Schistosomatidae. The record is from the annotation of a GenBank genome assembly.